Ostrea edulis (European flat oyster) is the source of this 1590-nucleotide messenger RNA. RefSeq lists its product as uncharacterized. Gene Ontology annotation, molecular function: zinc ion binding. The record is from RefSeq and is a predicted model, not a curated record. The transcript has 5 exons. Lineage: Eukaryota; Metazoa; Mollusca; Bivalvia; Ostreida; Ostreidae. The coding region runs from base 1 to 1467 and encodes 488 amino acids.
AUGGAGGCGAAAAAAGCGUCUGCUACGCACGAUUUAAGUAUCGUUCCAGACCUCACGUUCGGCUUCGUUGAGAAAUUUGUCAAAAGAGAUAGCCAAAGCCUUGGAGAAAAGGAAAUAUCCAAAGGAUAUAAAUAUUUCUGCGAGAGAUAUGUGACUAACAUUACAACUCACAAUGCUGUGAAUGGAUGUGUAGUGAAGGGGAAAUGCCAUAGAUCCCAGCGCAAGAAUGAAUCGCCUCAUGAUAUCGAGAUUGUUCUGUUAGAUGGACCAUGUGUGGAGAGUAGCCGUUGUUCUUGCACGAUUGGACAGUCGGGACACUGUGGUCAUGUUACUGGUCUCCUAUUCACUCUGGCACAUAUGAAAUCUGCAAACCUGAAAUGCAUUCCAUCUGAUGUUCUGAAGAAUUCCCUUCCCCAGACUUGGCAUGUGCCCCGAGGAGAGAAGAUUUGUGGAAGUUCAGCUGAAAACGUGAUUGUGCAUGGAUACAAUGCCAAGUCAUCUCCUCAACAACCUCGUGGAUUGAGAUCUACUCUGUACAAUCCCAUCAACUCUGUUGUUCCAAAAAUUUCAGAACUGUGUUCUAGAGUCUCUGAAGCUGACAAAACCUGUUUGUUGCUUACAGUUGUGAAUUUGAGUGGUAAAGGUGACUGUGAAUAUACAGAGACAAAAUUUGGUAAAUUUCCAAAAGGAUCCCCAUUAGCAGUGCAACAGAAAUUGUCACCACAUUAUGUACUGAAUAUUUUAGAUGCCAGUGAAUUUCCUCUUCUCCCCGCUGAAAAUCUAAUGGAACAACAACUUCAUAUCAUUCUGGAUGAGAAAAGAACUGGUAGCUUUUCUUCAAUUUUUGUGUCAGAGGAGGAAUGUCAUCAAAUUGAGGAGAUGACACGACUACAAGGAGAGAGUCCGAAGUGGCACGCAAUCCGUAGGGAGAGAAUUACUGCUUCAGUGGCUGGUGAUAUUGUAAAGCGGAGAGCAGCCUAUGAACCUCUAACUGGAAGACUGAAGACAACAAGAAAAGUUGUUACAGAGAGCAUGCGUCAUGGGUUGUCAUUUGAGGCAGUUGCUGCUGACGCCUUUGUUAGACUACUAGAUAACAAUGUCAACAUAUACCCAUGUGGAGUUGUAGUUAGCCCUUAUGCUCCAUGGCUUGCUGCUACACCUGAUCGGAAGGUAUACAACCCCACCAUGAAUCAACCUUACGGCUUGCUUGAGAUCAAGUGCCCUGUAAAACCCUUGUCAGAAUGCAACUACUUGACUAAAGUUGGAGAUGUGUGGAGACUGAAAAAAAAUCAUAAUUACUUCUACCAAGUCAUGAUGCAACUUGCAGUGACUGGUCUAAACUGGUGUUACUUCUUUGUGUGGCUCUGUGAUGAAAAUCACUUGGAGGUUAUCGAGUUUGAUGAGGAGGAGUGGCAAGACAUGAAAAACAAGAUAGAUUCAUUCUAUUUUGAUCACUUUCUUGAAUAAAAGCUUUGUCUUACUUGGAGGUUAUCGAGUUUGAUGAGGAGGAGUGGCAAGACAUGAAAAACAAGAUAGAUUCAUUCUAUUUUGAUCACUUUCUUGAAUAAAAGCUUUGUCUUUUAAACCUCA